Messenger RNA from Mytilus californianus (California mussel), 1466 nucleotides. RefSeq lists its product as uncharacterized. The record is from RefSeq and is a predicted model, not a curated record. Bases 269 to 1279 code for a protein of 336 amino acids. Gene Ontology annotation, biological process: interstrand cross-link repair. Gene Ontology annotation, cellular component: Fanconi anaemia nuclear complex. Lineage: Eukaryota; Metazoa; Mollusca; Bivalvia; Mytilida; Mytilidae. The transcript has a single exon.
UGUAAACAAAUAAUUUCGGAACUCUUCUGUCGUUUUCGAUUGCAUGUGAAGUGUUGAUUUCUAAAACAUAAAACAGUUUAAUUACGUUAAGUGUUCGCACAUUUGAAAUUUCGUGUAAAUAUUUGAAUCAUUAAAUAUUUGAAGUGCAUAAAAAAAAUGACAAAGAGAAAACAUGACGAAUGAACACUCUCUUUCCUGGAGUUCCGAUAUAUAUAUUUCGCGGGAAAAUUCGAAGUAAAAAACGCGGGAACAAUUACAACCAGCAGCGAUGUCAGUAGAGACAGUUCUGAAACAACUAUUCACAUUUGUUACAACUUUAAACAAAGCCCAUUCUGAUCAAGUCAAGAAAUGGGAUGCAAAAAGUUUACAGAACGCCUUUAACUGGGCAAGAUAUGCUGAAGAAGUUCAUAUGAAGUUAAAGGCCAGAUCGUUUGUAGAGGACUUGGACAAGCAGAUAAAAGUCAUGACAGUACAUUUAUCACCAGCAUCAUGUUGUCAAAUGAGUUUUGAUGAACUUGGAAAAGCAUCACAGAUAAUGUUUUUGACUCUAAUGCAGAAUCCAUACUUUCCAGAGAGUCUAGUAGAGAAUCUCUUUUUAGCAUAUAUGGGGAAGCAGGACAGUUUCAGUUUUAGAACGGAUGCUGAAUGUUCAGUUUUAUCAUCAAACUUGACCACUUUGACAAUUGGUCAGGAUAUGAUGAAGUCCAGUGCUGAUGGACAGAAUGACCUACUUAAUGUGAAUUCUCAAGCAAAAUUGUUAUUAGAUGGAUUGUCAAGUAUUGUGCCAAGACUUAACGAGACUAAAGCAGAUUCAUAUAUUAAAAUAUUACUUCAAAGAAUGACUGAAUUCAAAAAUGGAAUAUCUGUAAUAGUUACGAUGUACUUGCAAUCAGGUCUAACUGAAGAUGAUGUUAGCCAAAUGAUUUGCACUUCUAUAAUUCAGUAUUUGCAACAUAAUACAAAUAUCACGUUUGAAAAUGUUCCUGUUGAUUUGUUAGUGCAGACAUCCUCUCUUGAUUUUAGAUUUUUAGAUAUUUUUAUAAAUUGGCUUAUUAAUAUGGCACAACAUUUUUCAGUGAAUUACCCUGAAGGAGAGAUGUAUGAAUGGAAAUUUAACAAUGCUGAAUCUUCCAUGGAUUUUCGAACCAUUUGUAGUUAUUUCAGUCAAUUAAGCAAAGCAAAUGAAGACGUUAAGAAGAAACUACAAAGAAAACUUAAAGAAUAUAGUAUGGAAUCAUUUGCAAAUAUUUUUAGAGAUAUUUUAAAGAAUUUGCAGUAGCUACAUUAUACAUUCUUGUACGUCUACUUUUUGUACAUGUUUGAAUCAUGCAUUUGCUCCUUUCAGUUCAACAAUUAUUCAUUGGAACAUUUAAUUAUUUACCAAGCUUAGUUAUUACGCUUAUUAUUUUUUAAAGUCUAAUUCAUUCAAGUUAUAUUAAAAACAUAAAAAUAAAUAUUAAAAGGAU